AUGGCCCUUCUGCAAGCUCGAGUCAAGAGCAUUCUGUCAGGCGACACCUUGAUCAUCACCAACCAAAAGGGCGCCGAGCGAACGCUGUCGCUAGCCUACAUCAGUGCACCACGGCUGAAGAGAGAAGGCGACGAGCCUUUCGCUUUUCAGUCCCGUGAGUUCAUUCGAGAAUUCGUCCUGGGCAAGGUCGUACAGUUCCAGAUCCUAUAUGCCAUCCCUACCACGAAGCGCGAAUACGGUCGAGUUAUACUGCCCGACGGCAAGGAACUACCCAAUCUGAUCGUGCAGGAAGGCUGGGCCAAAGUGCGGGAAGACGCCGGAAAGAAAGAGGACGAUGAGGAAGCUCUGGCCUACCUCGACAAGCUCAGGUCGUUGGAAAGCGAUGCCAAGUCCCAAGGCAAGGGUCUGUGGGCCAAGGGCGGUCAGAUUGAGAACUCCUCCGAAGUCUCCGAUCCCAACGCUUUCGUGGAGCAACACAAAGGCAAGAAGAUCGAGGCCAUAAUCGAGAGGGUCUUGACUGGAGACCGCCUAAUCGCUCGUCUCCUCGACACACCUACAAAGCAUAUUCAGACCAUGCUUGUCCUGGCCGGAGUACGAGCUCCUGCGACCAAGAGAACGACCCCGGAAGGUAAGGACGUUCCCGCCGAGUCUUACGGUACCGAGGCACACUCCUUCGUGGAGGAGAGACUACACCAGCGCAAAGUAAACGUCGAGCUCCUUGGAGUCACCCCGCAGAAUCAACUUAUCGCAAAUGUACUACAUCCAAAGGGGAACAUUGCCAUGUUCCUCCUCGAGGCCGGCCUUGCCCGGUCCAACGACCAACACGUCACCCUGCUCGGAAAUCAAAUGGCCCAGUUCAGAAAUGCGGAGAACGCUGCAAAGAGUGCAAGAAAGGGAAUCUUCACUGGUACUACAGCCUCGAAAGCUGCCGGUGUCCAGGAGGCGGACUUCACGGUUGUACGUAUCCAGAAUGGUGAGACUGUCUUCAUCCGGACUCGAUCUGGGGAGGAACGAAAAGUCACACUCUCAAGUAUCCGUCAACCUAAAUCGUCCGACCCGAAACAAGCUCCUUUCCAGGCAGAGGCGAAAGAGUUUCUCAGAAAGCGCCUCAUCGGUAAACAUGUCAAAGUGUCCAUUGACGGUAAGAAGCCAGCGUCGGAGGGUUUCGAGGAGCGGGAAGUGGCUACAGUGUCUGUAGGGGGAAAGAAUGUUGCUCUCGCAUUGGUUGAAGCCGGCUAUGCCUCAGUCAUCCGACACCGUCGCGACGAUGAUGAUCGGUCGCCAGAUUACGAUGCCUUGCUGCUGGCUGAGGAGUCGGCACAGAAGGACGGCAAGGGCAUGUGGUCGGAAAAGCCUCCCGCCGCAAAGCAAUAUCAGGAUUAUUCGGAAAGUCUGCAGAAGGCCAAGAUGGAAGCUUCCGUGCUGCAGAGGCAGAAGAAGGUCCCGGCUAUUGUAGACUUUGUCCGAGCAGGCUCCAGAUUCGUCGUCCUCGUCCCCCGCGAGAACGCCAAAUUGACGUUUGUCCUCUCCGGCAUUCGCACGCCGAAGCCGGCGCGUCAAUCUGGAGAAGCAGCAGAGCCCUUUGGUCAAGAGGCAUAUGACUUCGCCAACAGAAGAUGUAUGCAGCGUGAUGUGGAAAUCGAUGUCGAGGACACAGACAAGGUCGGGGGCUUCAUUGGCACGUUAUACGUCGGCCGAGAAAACUUUGCAAGAGCGCUUCUGGAAGAAGGCCUCGCAGAAGUCCAUGCCAAUUCGGCCGAGAAAAGCGGCCACUCGAACGAGCUCUUCGCAGCGGAGAAAAAGGCAAAGGAGGCUCGCAAGGGUAUGUGGCACGACUGGGACCCUAGCAAAGACGCCGAGGACGAUGGAUUAGCGCCACCUACUAAUGGCAACACGGGCACGAAUGGAGAUGCAGCUGAGCCCGUAUCAAGGAAGAAAGAUUAUCGGGAUGUCGUCGUCACUCACGUCGAUGAGUCCGGCAAGCUGAAGAUCCAACAAGUCGGAGCCGGCACAACCGCGCUGACGGAAUUGAUGAACGCCUUCAAGUCGUUCCAUCUGAACAAGGCCAACGAUCAGCCGCUCGCCGGACCUCCUAAGGUCGGUGACAUUGUCGCCGCCAAAUUCACCGCCGACGACCAGUGGUACCGAGCCCGCGUGCGCCGAGUUGAUCGCGACGGAAAGAAAGCCGAUCUGACGUACCUCGACUACGGCAACUCGGAGACCGUCCCCUGGACACGCCUACGAUCCCUAACACAGCCGCAGUUCUCGACGCAGAAGCUGAAACCCCAGGCAACGGACGCUAUGCUUUCCUACCUCCAGCUCCCGACGUCGGAGCAGUACCUCCGCGACACGGUCGACUUCCUAAUGGAACAGACGGACGGGCGCGAACUCGUUGCGAAUGUCGACUACGUGGCCCCGGAGGGAACAUUGCACCUCACGCUGCUCGAUCCCAAAGUGUCAAGUAAGAUUGAGGAGAGUAUCAAUGCAGAAGUCCUCCGUGAGGGAUUGGCCAUGGUGCCGACCAAGCUGAAACCGUGGGAGAGGCAGGCCGGGGACACAUUGGCCAAGUUCAAAGAACUGCAGGAAGAGGCCAAGAAGGAGCGGCGCGGCAUGUGGGAGUACGGUGACUUGACGGAGGAUUAG
Messenger RNA from Cladophialophora yegresii CBS 114405, 2643 nucleotides. RefSeq lists its product as uncharacterized. Bases 1 to 2643 code for a protein of 880 amino acids. Lineage: Eukaryota; Fungi; Ascomycota; Eurotiomycetes; Chaetothyriales; Herpotrichiellaceae. Gene Ontology annotation, cellular component: cytosol; nucleus; RISC complex. The transcript has 2 exons. Gene Ontology annotation, biological process: regulatory ncRNA-mediated gene silencing; mRNA catabolic process. Gene Ontology annotation, molecular function: nuclease activity; RNA binding. The record is from RefSeq and is a predicted model, not a curated record.